Messenger RNA from Lactuca sativa (garden lettuce), 1599 nucleotides. Its product is annotated as UDP-glycosyltransferase 87A1. Lineage: Eukaryota; Viridiplantae; Streptophyta; Magnoliopsida; Asterales; Asteraceae. Gene Ontology annotation, molecular function: quercetin 3-O-glucosyltransferase activity; quercetin 7-O-glucosyltransferase activity. The record is from RefSeq and is a predicted model, not a curated record.
CAGUGGGUUCUUGCAUAAAGCAGUCGACUGUGAAAUUGCCGGUAGCCUUGUCCUGCUUUCUCUCCGAAAUCUUUAGAUCUACAAGCUUGAUUUUCGAUCAUCAUGAAUCAGGUGGUGGUGAUGCCAUAUCCAGGAAGAGGCCACAUAAACCCUCUCUUGAACUUCUGUCACUUGCUAUCUUCUCGAUUGAACCAACCUAAUCGCACCACCGUCUUCACCAUCGUCGUCACAGAGGAGUGGCUGGGAAUUAUCCAUCCAGACCGGAAGCAAGCUAACAAUAACAUUCUAUUCGCUACUAUCCCUAACGUCCUCCCUUCAGAGCUCAAUCGUGGCUCCAACAUGAUCACCUUCCUCACUGCUGUUAGAACCAAAAUGCAACCUCCUUUUGAGGAGGUGCUUGAUCAGAUGAAGCUUCCGGUGACACUCAUCAUUGCGGAUGUGACUAUGUUCUGGCCGUUUGAAGUCGCUAACAGGAGGAACAUUCCGGUAGCAGCAUAUUGGCCGAUGUCCGCCUCCAUGUUUUCCCUGAUGCACCAUAUCGAUCUUCUUGAAUCCCACAAUCACCUUUACGUCGAUGAGUCAGAGAGAGGACACGAACACAUUGAUUACAUUCCCGGAAUACCUUCAUUGACGAUAGCAGAUAUGCCGAUGGUAUUUCACGCCAAAUACGGCGAAAUGUUCAAGGGUUUGAUCCCGAAUCCUCUAGAGGUAACAAAAAAAGCAAAUUACGUCUUAUUAUCCACCAUUUACGAGUUAGAAUCCAAAGUCAUCGAUGCCCUGCGUUCCAAAAUACAAAUACCCAUCUACACAUGUGGAUUAAACAUACCUUACUCUCAAAUCGAACCCAAUCUUGAAUCAUAUGGCUAUGGCCUCAUAAACUGGUUAGACUCUAAGCCUCUAGGAUCCGUCAUGUAUGUUUCUUUUGGUAGUUAUUUACCAGUGUCGAGUGCUGAAAUGGAUGAAAUCGCAGCCGGUUUAGCACAAAGCGGUGUUUAUUUUUUGUGGGUUGCGAGAGGAGAAACGUCGCGUUUGAAAGAAAUGUGUGGUGAAAAGGGGAUGAUGGUGGAUUGGUGUGACCAAUUAAGGGUUUUGUUACAUUCUUCGAUUGGAGGGUUUUGGAGUCAUUGUGGGUGGAACUCGGUGAAAGAGAGUAUGUUUUCAGGUGUGCCGAUGUUAACUUUUCCUAUAUUGCUUGAUCAACCACUUAAUAGUAAAGCCAUUGUUGAAAAUUGGAAGAUUGGAUGGAAUAUUAGGAAGGAAGUGAGGGGUAUAGAGAGAGAUAAGAUAGCAGAAGUUGUGAGGAAGUUUAUGGAUUCGAAGAGUGUCGAGAGGUUAGGGAUGAUGGAGCGAGUGAAGAAAGUUCAAGAAAUUUGUCAAGAAAGUGGAUCAAGUGAGGAAGAUCUCAAGGCGUUUGUUAACGACAUGGUUACGAAUUAAAAAUCUCAAUGUAUUUGUUAACGACAUUUAUGCCAAUAUUUCUAAGGUUAUUUAUAAUGGCGAAGUAUUCACUUUUUUUGUAUGAACAAGUGAUCGAAAAUGUGUAUAUUUCUUAAGUACGGCAAAAUGGCUGAAAUUGUCUCUCUAUGAGAUAAAAUUAAA